GUAUUUAAGCAGCUGCACCACUAUACCGUCGUCUGCUCCUCUGGAAAUCGGCAUUAGGACAGGUCGUGUAAGAAAAUUUAGCUUUAAUUAUCAAUUUGUUCCAGUCUAUUAAAUCUUUCACCAUGGAUGAUGAUGUUGCAGCUCUUGUUAUUGACAAUGGUUCGGGUAUGUGUAAAGCCGGAUUUGCCGGAGAUGACGCCCCCAGGGCUGUGUUUCCAUCCAUCGUCGGCAGACCCAGGCAUCAGGGUGUGAUGGUCGGUAUGGGUCAGAAGGACAGUUAUGUUGGAGACGAGGCCCAGAGUAAGAGAGGUAUUCUCACCCUGAAAUACCCCAUCGAACACGGUAUCGUCACCAACUGGGACGACAUGGAGAAGAUCUGGCAUCACACCUUCUACAAUGAGCUGCGUGUGGCUCCAGAAGAGCACCCCGUGCUUCUAACUGAGGCUCCCCUCAACCCCAAAGCCAACAGAGAGAAAAUGACACAGAUCAUGUUUGAGACCUUCAACACCCCCGCCAUGUACGUUGCUAUCCAAGCCGUGUUGUCGUUGUACGCCUCUGGACGUACAACAGGUAUUGUACUGGACUCAGGAGACGGUGUCACUCACGAUGUGCCUAUUUACGAAGGAUACGCUCUGCCUCACGCCAUCAUGAGAAUUGACCUUGCGGGCAGAGACUUAACUGAUUACCUCAUGAAAAUCCUCACAGAGCGCGGCUAUUCCUUCACAACAACAGCCGAGAGAGAAAUCGUCAGGGACAUCAAGGAAAAACUUUGCUACGUAGCCUUGGAUUUCGAGCAGGAAAUGUCCACGGCUUCUAGCUCGUCAUCUUUGGAGAAGAGUUACGAACUUCCCGACGGUCAAGUCAUCACCAUUGGCAACGAGAGGUUCCGGUGUCCAGAAGCCCUAUUCCAGCCAUCCUUCCUCGGUAUGGAGACGGCAGGCAUUCAUGAAACCACCUACAAUUCCAUCAUGAAAUGCGACGUGGACAUUCGUAAGGACCUGUACGCCAAUGUUGUUAUGUCUGGAGGUACAACCAUGUAUCCCGGCAUCGCUGACCGUAUGCAGAAAGAAAUCACCGCCCUUGCACCUACCACCAUGAAAAUCAAAGUAAUCGCUCCGCCGGAGAGGAAAUACUCCGUCUGGAUCGGUGGCUCCAUCUUGGCCUCUCUGUCCACCUUCCAGCAGAUGUGGAUCAGCAAACAGGAGUAUGAUGAAUCUGGCCCAAGCAUUGUACACAGAAAGUGCUUCUAAAUCACACUGCUGGAACGUGCUAUGUAGCAAUGAAAGAGUUCGAAUUAUUUAUUGACUCAUUAUUACUUCUGCAAAACACGUACAACAUUAACAAUUGUAAAACAUGACAAAAUGUACAAAAAAGAAGCUGUAUGGUCCAGGUUUUAUCUCAAAGGUUGUUCAUAGUCUGAUUCGGCCAAGUUGUUCCAUCUUGGUUUCAUCAUCGAGAAUCCAUUUGGAAAUUCUUGCUCAAUGUACAAGGUGCAAUGUUUAUGCAUAUGAAAAGUUUUUAAUAAAGAGAUUUUUUAAAACAAACGA
Messenger RNA from Liolophura sinensis, 1547 nucleotides. Its product is annotated as actin, cytoplasmic 1-like. NCBI's taxonomy places the organism in Eukaryota, Metazoa, Mollusca, Polyplacophora, Chitonida, Chitonidae. The coding region runs from base 123 to 1250 and encodes 375 amino acids. The record is from RefSeq and is a predicted model, not a curated record. The transcript has 2 exons.